Messenger RNA from Diorhabda sublineata, 3256 nucleotides. Its product is annotated as protein abrupt-like. Gene Ontology annotation, cellular component: nucleus. Gene Ontology annotation, molecular function: protein binding. Lineage: Eukaryota; Metazoa; Arthropoda; Insecta; Coleoptera; Chrysomelidae. The record is from RefSeq and is a predicted model, not a curated record. The transcript is spliced from 4 exons. Gene Ontology annotation, biological process: regulation of transcription by RNA polymerase II. Bases 83 to 916 code for a protein of 277 amino acids.
AGACAUUGACAGUUUAUCGCAAAAAUAGGGUGUUUGUAAACAUUCUAUAAAUUUGAAUAAACUACAAAUAUAUUAAAUACUAAUGACUUCGAUGGAUGAGACCAAACAAUUUGCUGUAAGCUGGAGUAACCAUAUGAACCAUGUAAAACAAGCUUUUGACAAUUUACUAAAUAAUAGUGAUCUCACAGAUGUUACAUUAUAUGUUGAAGGUACUAAAAUAGGCGCCCAUAAAAUGUUACUUUCAGCAUGCAGUAAUUAUUUUAACUGUCUAUUCAGAGAUUUUCCACAAGAGCACCCUAUUGUCGUACUUAAAGGAGUUAAAUAUGUCGUUUUAAAAGAUAUUCUGAAGUUCAUUUACAGUGGAGAAGUUAGUGUAGACAGUAGUCAUUUUGAUAAUUUCCUACAGACUGCGGAAUUUUUAGAAAUAAGUGGAUUAACAGGUUCACAACAUAACAAUGAUCAUGAAUCAGAUUUGACCAAUGGCGCUCCUACAAAAACGACCAAAACAAUUACACAAAAAAAAAGAAAAGAUAAAAUAGAUGCCCAGGAACAAGUUUUUAACAAUGAUAGUAUUGACUGGGAUACUAAAAUAUCAAGUCCAAUUUUCACAGAUAAUAUAUGUGACAUUCAGAUUUCACAAGGUUCAGAUGAAUUGGAAAGUGAUGCUGAAAAAAGAGAAUUAUCCGAGGAGGAACUGUAUGCCAGUACUCAUCGUGAUCUUAGUUCAAGUUUAACUUCUGACAAUUUAACUUGUCCCAUAUGCUUCAAAGUUUUCGCACAUCCAUAUAGUUUGCACCACCAUAAACCAGUUCAUCUUGGAAGAACAAAAUGUCGCAUUUGUAAUGCUGUUCUCUCCAGAAAAUAUAAUUUGAAAAUGCACAUGAAAUCUAAACACAAUGAAGAAACUCUUAUUUGAAAGUAGUACUUAACUUGAGAAGAUUGAGUACUUUCACUUAAUGCUAGUUUUGGAAUAAACCUUCUACGAGGAGUGUUCCACCCUUGACCAACGUCAAAAAAUUCUUGUCUUCUUCAUUUUGGAAACAGUAGAUCCUGCCGGAGUUAUUGCGACUAUUACGUUCAUCCUGAAAUACGGUUAGCAGGACCUUCUUACUGAAGGUGCAUUUUUAUUUUUUACAGCGGCAGUGAAAUAAAAAUUUGUUCCAAGUUUUGAUCAAUACAUUAUAAUAAUGAAUACAUUACUAAUUGUUAGUAAUCUUUCUGAAAAUUUUUUUUUGUUUUGUCUAUAUUCCCUUUAAAGAAGAUUUCAAAUAUCUGUAUUAUUGAGGCUUUGAUCCACUUUCAUUGCCACUUUUCCCCGCGUAGAAAAAUACAAUAAUUCGUCAAAUUUGUUUGAUUACUUAUUUUUACAAAGGAUAGUAUAUUUAAUUGAAAAUUCAAAUAUUUUGGCAUACUCGUAUUAAAAAAAUAUGUUUCUACCAAAACAAGUAAAAAAGUCGUCGUUAGACUAAGUUUUUAUAUAAAUAAUAAAUUAUUGUGGUUAAAAGAGAGUUGUCAAUCUCUAGUAAUAUUUUGAUAAAGACCGCAACAGGUCGAAACGUCAAAUUUUUUCUGAUAAUGCCAAAAAUAGCAUUAUUAUUUCAAAUAUUCAAAUUAUAUAUUUACAUUAAUAAAAUCGAGGUAGACAUCUUAGUGUCAUUUUUUUAAAGUGGCUUUACCAAGAGCUCUGUACACGGUCAAAUUACGAUUAUUUAUAUGUCAAAUUUUUUUAUAGAGUGCAAUCUAAUUUGAUGGUGUAUUUCACAAACCUUUUUAAUAGUGGGUGACAGUGUUGGUCAAAUAAGAAACCAGGAAGAACAAAACUGCCAAGAAUGACAAUGGAAAUAGUGGUAACAAUUCUGAAGAAGAAUUUCUUUUGCAAUUUAUCUACGUAUAUCGCGUCACGCUGAUUCUAUGGAGAAUAAAAUCAAACAACUACAAAGUAUCUUGUUGGAAUAUCACCUAAAACUUUCAGUCACGAAACUAAUAAAGUGAGAAAAUCGAUGCUUUCUGGUUCUAAGUGUAUGUACCUUCAUUAUGGUAGUACAAAGAAUUUGAAUUUUUGCAAGACCAAAUGUAGAAAGGAUAUCAACAAAUCAUUUGGUUCUGUGUGCUCUAUUUCCCGUAACAAAUUUUACUAACUACUCUCUAGAUAAUCAACGACUCCUCUCUAUUCCUCGAUAUAGAGUGCAAGCGUCAAUGCCAAAAACGUUUUACCUGUUUUAAUACUCAUUGUCAAUAACGACAAAAGAUGAUAACAUAAGAAGUUCUUAUCACGGCAAGGAGCAAAUCAAAAUAUUAAAAAGCUGAACAAACUUAUUAGAUUUAUUAGUUUAAUCGUAUGCGCUUUUAUUUGAUGAAAACAUGAAGUUUGACGAACAAAUUCGAGGACCCUUUAAUAUUCCUAACAUAAAAACAUAAUUUUUCCAACCAGGUCAUUUAUUAUCCAUAAUAGGAUUUAAUAUAUACUAUAUUUACAUUCCCUUUUUUUCAUCUUUUUGAUAAUAGACGUACCUAAUGGACACUACCAUGUCGGUUUUACCAUAGAAGUGGUUUGGAGUCUAUCUAUGGUGGGAAUGCUGGCAUGGAUUGUCAAUAGUAUGUCUAUUAUACAAGGCUGUCAAAUAUUGUGUACAAUAAUUUCUAAAGCAGAUAAUUGGUCCAAAAGUAUUGGUACUUUUUCAUGUACACAUUUUAGAUGCUUACAUGUUGUUGGAAUUAUGGAAUUUUGACUUUCUCAAGUAUUUUGUGCGUAAUAUUAUUUGGUAUAUCUUGCGACAAGUAAUUCUGUUUAGUUGGUUGAGACUAACUGCAAUACAGCACUUUGAUGCUUCAUAAUCACAUCUAAUCGAACGUGAAGUAAAAAGACGGCAAAUGUUUUCAUCCAGUUUUAGAAUAAAUUAUCUAGUAUGUUCAACCAUUUAAUAAGAGUUACGUUUACUUAGCAUGUAUAUGAUUAUAUUUUGUAGUUCCAAAUCUCGGGGAUGUAAUAUCACAAUUUUUCUUUUCUGAUAUAGGUGGACCAUUGAAAAAUAAUAAUUGUCUUAUUUUUUAAAAACUAGAUAGUUUAUCAACCUACAUUUCUAUAUAUUUUCACAAUUAUGUUACUUUUGAAAAUGUUACACCUUGAGUCACAUAUUUAUUUCUUCAUAUAAUGUUUAAUGUUAUUGUACUAUAUUAUUAUUACUGUAUUAUUUUAAUAGACUGAUGAGUAAUGUUUUAAAUGUUGAAAACUUAUAUGUAAUAAAGUUAUUUAUAA